Molecule: messenger RNA, 4585 nt
Organism: Perognathus longimembris pacificus (Pacific pocket mouse)
Lineage: Eukaryota; Metazoa; Chordata; Mammalia; Rodentia; Heteromyidae
Gene: Mtss2
Product: MTSS I-BAR domain containing 2
Biological process (GO): cell projection assembly; plasma membrane organization
Cellular component (GO): actin cytoskeleton; cytoplasmic side of plasma membrane
Molecular function (GO): actin binding; phospholipid binding
Source: RefSeq, a predicted model, not a curated record
CCGCGCCCCUGCGCGCCCCGCCGCCGCGGCCCGCCCGGCCCCAGCAUGGAGACGGCCGAGAAGGAGUGCGGCGCCCUGGGCGGGCUCUUCCAGGCCAUCGUCAACGACAUGAAGAGCUCCUACCCUAUCUGGGAGGACUUCAACUCGAAGGCCACCAAGCUGCACUCCCAGCUCAGGACCACCGUGCUGGCUGCCGUGGCCUUCCUAGAUGCCUUCCAGAAAGUGGCCGACAUGGCCACCAACACCCGAGGGGCCACGCGGGACAUCGGCUCGGCGCUCACCCGCAUGUGCAUGCGCCACCGCAGCAUCGAGACGAAGCUGCGGCAGUUCACCAACGCCCUGCUGGAGAGCCUCAUCAACCCGCUGCAGGAGCGCAUCGAGGACUGGAAGAAGUCGGCCAACCAGCUGGACAAGGACCACGCGAAAGAGUACAAGCGAGCCCGGCACGAGAUCAAGAAGAAGUCGUCGGACACCCUGAAGCUGCAGAAGAAAGCGCGCAAAGAGCUACUUGGGAAAGGAGACCUGCAGCCGCAGCUGGACAGCGCCCUGCAGGAUGUCAACGACAUGUACCUGCUGCUGGAGGAGACGGAGAAGCAGGCCGUGCGGCGGGCCCUGAUCGAGGAGCGGGGCCGCUUCUGCACCUUCAUCACCUUUCUGCAGCCUGUGGUGAACGGCGAGCUGACCAUGCUGGGCGAGAUCACCCACCUGCAGGGCAUCAUUGACGACCUGGUGGUGCUGACGGCAGAACCGCACAAGCUGCCUCCCGCCAGCGAGCAGGUGAUCAAGGACCUGAAGGGCUCGGACUACAGCUGGUCCUACCAGACCCCGCCCUCGUCACCCAGCAGCUCCAGCUCCCGGAAGUCCAGCAUGUGCAGUGCCCCCAGCAGCAGUAGCAGUGCCAAGGGCGGCGGAGCCCCAUGGGCUGGGGGCGCCCAAACAUACUCACCCGGUUCCACCUGUCGCUACCGCAGCCUGGCACAGCCGGCCAACGCCACGCGCCUCUCCAGCGUCUCCUCCCACGACUCCGGCUUCGUCUCCCAAGACGCCGCCUACUCCAAGCCCCCCUCGCCCAUGCCUUCAGACAUCACCAGCCAGAAGUCCUCGAGCUCGGCGUCCUCCGAGGCCUCAGAAACCUGCCAGUCCGUGAGCGAGUGCAGCUCCCCCACCUCGGACUGGACCAAGGCCGGCCCCCACGAGCAGCCCCUGGGCGCCACCCUGCAGCGGAGGAAGGACCGGGUGGAGAUCCUGCGGGACACGGAGCCGGGCCCCGCCGGCGCAGGCCCGCUGGGCCCCGGUGGGGAGGAGGCCCCUCGGCCCCGCAUGUCCCCCGCCACCAUCGCAGCCAAGCACGGAGAGGAGGUGUCCCCCGCCGCCAGCGACCUGGCCAUGGUGCUGACCCGCGGCCUGAGCCUGGAGCACCAGAAGAGCAGCCGGGACUCCCUGCAGUACUCGAGCGGCUACAGCACGCAGACCACCACGCCCUCGUGCUCCGAGGACACCAUCCCCUCCCAAGGCUCAGACUACGACUGCUACUCCGUGAACGGGGAUGCGGACAGCGAGGGCCCCCCCGAGUUUGACAAGUCAUCCACCAUCCCUCGCAACAGCAACAUCGCCCAGAACUACCGCCGCCUCAUCCAGACCAAGCGCCCGGCCUCCACCGCCGGGCUGCCCUCGGCCGGGCUGCCCUCGGCGGGGCUGCCCUCGGGCGCACCCCCCGGCGUGGCCACCAUCCGCCGCACGCCCUCCACCAAGCCCACCGUGCGCCGCGCCCUGUCCAGCGCCGGCCCCAUCCCCAUCCGGCCGCCCAUCGUCCCCGUGAAGACGCCCACGGUGCCCGACUCGCCCGGCUACGCGGGGCCCACGCGGGCGGGCAGCGAGGAGUGCGUCUUCUACGCGGAGGAGGCGGCCUCGCCCCUGGCGCCGGACCUCGCCAAGGCCUCCCCCAAGAGGCUCAGCCUGCCCACGGCCUGGGGCGGCCCGUCCCCCGAGGCGGCCGGCUACCCCGGGGCGGGCGCGGGGCUCGCCGCCGAGGACGACGAGCAGCAGCUGGCCGCCAACCGCCACAGCCUGGUGGAAAAGCUCGGGGAGCUGGUGGCCGGCGCCCACGCCCUGGCCGAGGGGCAGUUCCCCUUCCCCACCGCCCUGGCGGCCACCCCGGCCGAGGAGACGCCCGCCCCGCCCCCGGCCGCCGCCGGCGACCCCCCGGCCGAAGACAUGCUGGUGGCCAUCCGCCGGGGGGUGCGGCUGCGCAGGACCGUCACCAACGACAGGUCGGCACCCCGCAUCUUAUGAUGGCGCCGCCCUCCCCACCCGGCGUGGCCUGAUGCGGGCCGGUGGCUGGGCGGGUGACAGCGGCCGCUCCCAGCCAGAGCCCGGCCAGGAGCCACAGCGCCGCCACAGCGGGGACCGGGCCAAGCCACUCUGCAGAAAGAGCCCCCCAGGCGGGACGCCGCGCCGGAGGCGGGGUGACUCCCCCCGCCAGCCGCGCCCCGCGGAGCCUGCGGGCCUCUCGCUGGCUGCAGAGCCCGUUUUAUACUCUCCCCGCCUAGUCUCCUCUUCCUCCCUGCACACCCCGCCUCCCCCAAACCCUGAGCCCGCGAGCAAGGGCUAGGCCAGCCUUCCUCCGCCUCCCCAGCCCCACCUGGCCUGGGGGCCCCAGAGCCACGGAGCCCCACAUCCUUGAAUGCUGGCUCCCCCUCCUCCUCCCUGCCUGAGCCCCUCCUUUCCCCUCCCCCCUCCCCGCCUCUCCGCGGUCCUCCUGGUGCCGGGGACGGGGUGGCUGGGCACUGGCUGGUACCCGAGGGACUGAGAGUCCAGUUGGCGGCCGGGGUUAGGGGAGCAGGUUGGCAUUAGGAGGCCAGGCUCCCCUGUGGGGAAGGGAGCCCAGAGGCCCAAAAGCGGGGUCUUGGGGGGAGGAAACGUAGGGGUGUGUAAGGAAGGUUUAGGAUCCUGCCGUGUUCCUGCCCUGUGAAGGGCCGGGCGGAGCACAAAGAACCCCGAGGCCCAUGGGGUGACAUGGCCGGCCACCGUGUCGAGGCGCCGUCUCGGAUGCCCCAUCCUCUGGGCGUACUGAAACUCUCACUGGUGGCAUUUUCCGGGGGUCACAGUUGCAUCCACUCCAGGGGACGGGGGCUGGAGCAGGACAGGGCGUGGGGGGACUGGGGGGCGGGGAAGCUGGUGGUACAGGGUGUGUGUCUUUGAGUGCCUGAGAGACAGAUGGGGCCUUCGGGGCCUGCGGCAGGAGGAGAAGGACGGGAUUGGGUCCCCCAAAGCCAGGGGGGCCCCCCUUGUUCUCUCCAGCGUCUCAAGUGUCGUCGUGGGCCGGACGGGGCGGGCCGGGGCUCCUCCGGGGCUGCCCUUGAGCCCAGGGAGAUUGGCUUUGACUCUCUGUUGCCAGAGGAGAUGCCAUGCCUCGAUGGUCCCCGCUGCAGACCUGGCCUGGGCUAGCAGGGGGGCCAGAGAGAGGAGUGGGGCCGCGUCCCACCCCACGCCCCGAGUCAAGCCCAACCGAGCGGGUCAAAGCAUGUGAGCCUAGGGCAAGAGGAGGCAGUGUGGUGGCCACAGGGUAGUAGAGGAAGCAGCGGCACCCCAGGGCUGCGGCGCCGGGGUGGGGGGGGGCCCCCCCGAGAGUGGCUGGCCUUGGUCUGGGUGGAAUAAGUCCGGGCCGGUCCAGGCUCAAGCUCCUGGGUGCUCAUGUGCCAUAAACGGGGACCUUGGCAGGAGAGCCAGGUGCGCCCCAAGUCCCAGGGAGUCCUUUGUGGACGGCGUCCCCCGGGGCUCCCCAGAGCUGCUAGAGACGGGGCCCUGCAGGUCUGUAGGUCUGAGAACGGCUCCGCUGGGCGCCUGGUCCAUCAAACUCAGAAGGUUCCAGAAGCCCAGAGGUGGGGGCCCGAGGGGCAGGUGGUCAGCUGGGGGCUCCCUAGGGUGGGUUUGCAGCUGCACUUUGUCCGCCCCAUGGGGAGGUUGUCUGGUGGGCUGAGGGAGAAGGGAGACAGGAUGGGGGGGGGGGUCGGCAGGGGUGUGCCAGGGCCUGGGGGUCCCUGUGAGGCUCUCGCUGCCUCCCGGGGGGCCCCCCUGCUCCCCAGGGCUGUACAUACUCCACCCCGCCCCUGCUCCCGCGUCCUGACCACCGCGUCCCCCGCCCCCUUGGGAUCCGAGCCAACCAUCCCACAUCUCGCAAACUUUGGUUUGGGGGACUUCUUUACGUUCAUUUUUAUUUUUCAUUUUGUACAGAGAAAUAUUCUUUUCAAAAGCGUCUUUUGACUGAAGUAACUUUUCUGGUGCUGUUGUUAACUUGUUCCUUUUUUUUUUUUUUUAAUUUAUUUUCCCACCCCAGGUCAUCUCUCCUGGUUCCUCCUCAUCCUCCCCCUCCCCCAGUACCCCAGUCCUCCCUAACCACCCCCCCAUCCCAUCCCAUCUGGACCAUUUCGUUUCUUUUCUUUCUGUCAGUUUCUGGACAAAUUCUCCUUCCCUCCCCCCCCCGCCCCCACCCCUCACGUCAUCCUUCCCUCGAUUUAAAUAGUCACUGCUACAAGUAACAAAUGCACUGUGAAGAUUCCAGUAUUAAUAAAGUGGUACUGUAGUU